AUGUUGGGUGCUCGUGAUGCACCCCCAAUCAUCAGUGUUGACAAAAUUAGGGCACCAAUUCAGAUUGCUUCUACGGUAAGGGCAUUGGGAAAAGGUUUACAGAACCCACCACAGGGAGGACUAGCAGUAUUCUGCGCCACAUCAUACGAGGAAAAGGCCGGCCACAUAGCUCGAGACGAUUGUGCUAGUUUGAAGAUUCCAGCGAAGCAAUUAACUUGGGUGCAAUACAUGGGAGCAAUUAUUCUCGUGCCCACACCAUCUCUCGGGCAUGAGAAACAGGCAGAAACCUAUGGUAUUAGCAUCUAUAAGAUGUACUCCCAGAGGGUAGUCCCCCAGAUAGCAGACUUCGGUGAAGAUGUUAAACAUAGGGUGACAAAUCCUAACGUCCUCGAGAUUAGUCAGGCCAUGGACAGGCUUGUGCUGAACUACAUACAUUUACAUUCAGCAUCUUCGCUAGCACGACGACUUCACUAUCUCGAUCAUCUUGCUAUCUACUGCACAAUGAGGCUACCUGUGUUCCUUGGAGUUGCAAUGGUGACCUGCCGCUCUAGUCUGAAAUGGCAAAUCUGGCAGCUUGGACAGUUAGAGACACCAGCAUAUGUCAACCUGCAUGUGCCUGCACCGCAGCAAUGCUUGGCCCAUUUCAACCGAUGGAUUCAUGUCACCUACUUAGGCCCACACAUCCUUAUCUCUGCAUUCUCACAGAUGGCUCAGAGGCUGUAA
Molecule: messenger RNA, 723 nt
Organism: Pisolithus orientalis
Lineage: Eukaryota; Fungi; Basidiomycota; Agaricomycetes; Boletales; Pisolithaceae
Exons: 9
Coding region: 1-723 (240 amino acids)
Source: RefSeq, a predicted model, not a curated record